AUGGCAGCACCAAGAAAAAAAAUUAACAAUAAUCCUGAUACCACUAAUAUAGAAGAUUUGACCGCAUACCUACAUGAACAAUUAUCGAAACGCAUUUUUUUCCUCGAUGGAGGAAUGGGCACUGUGAUUCAAGAUCUUCGGCUGACAGAAGCAGAUUUUCGUGGCGACCGCUUCAAAGAUCACCCAAAAGAUCUAAAGGGUAAUAAUGACAUUCUGGUUCUGACACAGCCUCAUCAUAUCAAAAAUAUUCAUUUGCAGUAUCUUGAGGCUGGUGCCGAUUUUUUGGAGACGAACACAUUUUCGUCGACUUGUAUUUCUCAGGGUGAUUAUGCGGCAGAAAAAUAUGCAUAUGAAUUGAAUAAAGUAGCCGCGCAACUUGCAAAAGAAGCAUGUGUUGAAAUUACCGCCAGGGAUCCAAGUAAACCACGAUUUGUAUGUGGGGCUAUUGGUCCCACGAAUCGUACAUGCUCUAUUUCCCCUUCUGUCGAAAAUCCUGCUUAUCGUAAUGUGACAUUUGAUGAAUUAGUUGAGGCAUAUAGCGAACAAACCCGAGGACUUUUGGAUGGUGGUGCAGACAUCUUAUUGGUUGAGACUAUCUUUGAUACGUUGAAUGCUAAAGCUGCACUUUUCGCUAUCGAUACUAUUUUUGACCAAGGAUAUCGACGAACACCAAUAUUUAUAUCAGGGACAAUUGUUGAUAUGUCUGGUCGUACAUUGAGUGGUCAGACCGGAGAAGCAUUUAUUGUUAGUGUCAAUCAUUCUAAUCCGCUUGCGAUUGGACUAAAUUGUGCUUUAGGGGCUGACCAAAUGCGCCCGUUUAUAAAGAACAUUGCACAAUUUUCUGGAUCCUACGUUUUAUGUUAUCCUAAUGCGGGUUUACCAAAUACGUUUGGAGAAUACGAUGAAUCUCCUGAAAUGAUGUCAAAAGCUGUAGCUGAAUUUGCAAAAGAUGGAUUCAUAAACAUAUUAGGAGGCUGUUGCGGCACUACACCAGCUCACAUCAAAGCCAUUGUAGAAGCCUGCUCUAAAUAUAAGCCACGUGUCCCAUCACCAGAUGCUUCUCUAGAGAACAUGAUGAUUUCUGGACUGGAAAUUCUAAAAAUUAACAAAGACACUAAUUUUGUAAAUGUGGGAGAACGAUGUAAUGUUGCCGGGUCUCGUAAAUUCUGCAGGCAUAUUCUCAAGAAUGAGUAUGAGGAUGCUAUGACUAUCGCUAGAGCACAAGUUGAAAAUGGGGCUCAAAUAGUUGAUGUUAAUAUGGAUGAAGGAAUGUUGGAUGGAAAAGCGGCCAUGACGAAAUUCCUGAAUCUCAUAGGAAGUGAUCCUGACAUUUCUCGAGUUCCGUUGAUGGUGGAUUCUUCGAAUUUCGAAGUUUUGAUGGCCGGGCUCAAGUGUGCACAAGGGAAAUGCAUUGUCAACAGUAUCAGUUUGAAAGAAGGUGAAAAGGAUUUCAUAAAUAAAGCGAAAAUUAUUCGUAGAUUUGGGGCUGCUGUUAUUGUUAUGGCCUUUGAUGAAAUUGGACAAGCGGCUGAAUGUGAGCGUAAAGUGGAAAUUUGCACGCGUUCUUACAAAAUUCUCACUGAAAUAGUCGGAUUUAAUCCUAAUGAUAUUAUAUUUGACCCGAAUAUUUUGACAAUAUGUACUGGAAUGGAGGAACAUAACAAUUACGGUGUAGAAUUCAUCGAGGCUACGAGGAUCAUCAAGAAGACUUUGCCAGGAGCUAAAAUAAGUGGCGGAGUUUCGAAUCUUUCAUUCGCGUUUCGUGGAAUGGAUAAAAUUCGAGAAGCGAUGCACAGUGUGUUUUUAUAUCAUGCUAUAAAAGCAGGCAUGGACAUGGGCAUUGUGAAUGCAGGAUUUCUGACAAUCUACGAUGACAUUCCCAAAGAUUUACUAGAACUCUGCGAGAAUGCUGUAUGGAAUCGUGAUUCAGAGGUCACUGAGAAAAUCCUGAAUUAUGCUCAAACCUAUGGAAAAUCCGCGAAACGCGAAGAAGCUGAAGAAGAAUGGAGGAACAAUAAUGUUCAAACCAGAAUCAGUCAUGCGCUAGUUAAAGGGAUAACAAAAUAUAUUAUUGAAGAUACGGAAGAGGCUCGGCUACAGUAUGAACGCCCGUUAAAUGUAAUUGAGGGACCAUUGAUGGCAGGGAUGAGUACUGUUGGCGAUUUGUUUGGCGCAGGAAAAAUGUUUUUGCCGCAAGUCAUCAAAUCUGCUCGAGUUAUGAAAAAAGCAGUCGCACAUCUCAUUCCAUUCAUGGAAAUAGAAAGACAAGCAAAAUUGGCCGCUGAUCCUCAAGGCGAAGACAUUGCUCCUCAGCAUUCUGGUGUUGUUGUCUUGGCUACAGUAAAAGGUGACGUGCAUGAUAUUGGAAAGAACAUAGUUGGUGUUGUGCUUGGCUGCAAUAAUUACAAAAUUAUUGAUACCGCACUUCAAGAAAAAGCGGAUAUUAUUGGUUUAUCUGGUUUAAUUACCCCGUCUCUUGAUGAAAUGAUUACUGUUGCUAAAGAGAUGGAAAGACGCUCGUUAAAGGUUCCAUUGCUGAUUGGUGGAGCAACAACUUCCAAAGCUCACACCGCAGUCAAGAUUUCACCUCAAUAUAGUCAACCAACCAUACACGUGCUCGAUGCCUCAAAAAGUGUCGUGGUGGUAUCGAAUUUACUGGACAAAGGUUCGAAACAAGAAUUUUGGGAGGACAUUGCCGACGAAUAUGAAGAAAUCCGCGAAGAUCAUUAUUCGUCAGUACAAGACAAGAAAUAUCUGUCAUUAACAGCUGCUCGAGAAAGUGGAUAUAAAAUAAAUUGGGCAGAGCAAUCUCCUCCUGUGAGACCUGCGUUUAUCGGGAAAAAGGUUUUCAAGGAUUAUGAUUUACAAAGAAUUUCAGAGUAUAUUGACUGGAAUCCGUUUUUCCAAGUCUGGUUGGCAGAUAUCCUAAUCGUGGAUUCCCAAAGAUCUUUAAUGACGAGCAUGUUGGCAAGAGCAGAAGCAAAAAAAAUAUAUGAUGAAGCUCAAGCCUUCAUUGCGAAAAUUAUUGAGCAAAAGCUUUUUACUGCAAGAGGAAUUGUUGGCAUAUAUCCAGCAAAUAGCGUGGAUGAUGAUAUUCAGUUGUAUGAACAUGAAAGCAGAGAAAAAGUGACUGCCACGUUCUUUGGACUAAGACAACAAUUCGAGAAAGAAACCAACGAACCAUACUUUUGCCUAUCAGACUUUAUAGCACCAAAAGAAUCCGGUAUUCCCGAUUACCUUGGAGUGAUGGCCGUAGGAAUUUUCGGUACAGAACAACUCUGCGAGAAAUUCGAAAAAGAACAUGACGAUUACAGUGUCAUAAUGACAAAAGCAGUGGCUGAUCGUUUUGCAGAAGCUUUCGCAGAAGUGCUUCAUCAAGAUAUAAGGAGAGAAUUGUGGGGAUAUGCGCCGAAAGAGCAUCUUAAUUUGAAUGAAUUGUUGUCAGUCAAGUAUAAGGGAAUACGACCUGCACCUGCGUAUCCUUCGCAGCCUGAUCAUCGAGAAAAAGAGACAAUUUGGAAAUUGGCAGAUGUAGAACAAGAGACGGGGAUUCAGUUGACAGAAUCUUAUGCUAUGUUACCUGCUGCUAGUGUUUCAGCUUUGAUUUUUGCAAACCCCGAAUCACAGUACUUUGCCGUAGGCAAGAUUGGAAAAGAUCAGAUACUAAGCUACACCAAGCGAUCUGGUCGCAAUCUCGAAGAAACAGAAAAAUGGCUUCGUCCUAUACUUAAUUAUGAUUAA
Messenger RNA from Ambispora gerdemannii, 3741 nucleotides. Lineage: Eukaryota; Fungi; Glomeromycota; Glomeromycetes; Archaeosporales; Ambisporaceae. The record is from the annotation of a GenBank genome assembly.